This is a messenger RNA of Labeo rohita (rohu), 3090 nucleotides long. It is a transcript of the gene itprid1, whose product is annotated as ITPR interacting domain containing 1. The transcript is spliced from 17 exons. The record is from RefSeq and is a predicted model, not a curated record. The coding region runs from base 245 to 2971 and encodes 908 amino acids. Gene Ontology annotation, molecular function: signaling receptor binding. Lineage: Eukaryota; Metazoa; Chordata; Actinopteri; Cypriniformes; Cyprinidae.
UUAACUAAAUAUUUAAUACUCCUAUAUUAUUCAGUUUUUUUUGUUGUUUUUUUUUAGUGCAUAUCUUGCUGAGUUAGUUCAGAUAUUUCAGGCAUUCUCAUUUACUACAUAAAUCUGCGACACUGUUAGAUCAAAUGACACCAAAAUUGUAGUCACCUGGCGGAAUGGAUUAGGAAAAUUUUGCAUCACGCAGAGACAGACAGUGUUGAUCUAGAGAAGAUUAAGUCAUAUUGAGGUGUUUUGAAUGACCACAACAAUGUCCACCAGUAAAUCAGCCGCCAGAAGAGCAAUUCUACAGACCUCCAGGACCAGAUGGAACAGGACAGAUAGCUUUGACAUUGUUCCUAUUAUCAAUUCAGACACAACCAAGUGUGAUGAAGACAACGUAGAGCGCUGGCUUACCACAAUCUCCAAGGACGAUACAAAACCAGAGGUUGUCCAUGAGACGACAGUAAAGCCCAUAAGAAGAAACCAGAGUGGAGAAGAUGAUCUGGCACUGGGAGUGGAAGCAUCUUUAUAUGGGAGACGCUCUCUCAAGACUGUACGAGAACUUCUGAGGUCAUCUCACGAUCCUCCUGCUCUGACCAGGUGGAACAGUUUUGCAUCGAAUGUCUCAAUACCGUCUGACGUCAGUGUAAUGGAUGUGUUGAACAUACUGCAGGAUGACCCUGAAGAACUGUUGCUGGAUUUGGGUUUUGGGACUGAGGAGCCCGAUAUUACAGGGAGAAUCCCAGCCCGAUUCCUCAAUUACCAGUCCUGCGCUCGUGGCAUCAGCUUUCAGCUCUUUCUGGAAGCUCAGCAGAACCGAAUGGAUGUUGAAAACACAGAUGUCAGAAAUCGGUUUAGGCAACUUGAGGUUCUUCAGCAGGUCACCACAACGUUCUCCUCUCUGGUCGGUGCAAGUAAUCUGGAUGCGGACCCCACCUCCUGGACGUCUGCAGAGGCAAAGGACAAAAGAAGACGCAUGGCCAUGAUUCUGCGUAGAGCCUCUAAGAAGAGCCUUAGCCAAGCCAAAACGUUACAGAACCAGCACAUGCCCUCUUCUGUGACAUCCCCAGCCCCAUCCAGCCUAGAAUCUUCUGGGAUGCCAAUAGCAGAUAAAAAGAUCCCUUCCAAAUGCACAAGGAUGUCAGACAACUUUCUCUUCCCACUAGAAGAGGAGCACAGUGUUAAUUCAGAGGCAGCUGAGCUGGUUCUAAACAGCCCGUUGGCAAGAGGAACAUCAAACCCUGUUAAGCUCAAUUCUGUCCCGUUUUCAACUGAGGAGAGUAUGCAACGGCCUGUUCAAUCUUUCGAGCUUGAAGAGAUCCAGAGUUUUGAUGAAGGAAGCGUUCCUGGGAGCUGUAAUGGUCCAGUGGAUCCUGGAGGUGAACGAAUGGGGUCUUACGUGAUGAGAACAAACAGUUGUCAGUCAGACAGCAGCGGCUUUCUAGAGGAGCCGUUCAUACCUGCGCUGUCCCAGCAAAACAACCCUGGACCCGAGCUCAUGAAGAUGCUGAAUGCAAUAUCACAAGAUAGCACAGAGGAUCAACAGAAGAGACCAGAACAGCGAGAAAUGGAGGAUCCCUCUACAGAUAAACAGAACUGUGAAACCGAGUCGAAUCAAAAACCCUCGCCUACGACACACUCUAGCAAAACUGUUUUGGGAACAGCAGACUCUGAAAGUGUGUUUGACUCAGGAGAGUUGAGGAAUAUAAGUGAAAAAGAAAAGUCUUCGUCACCAGACAUGAGUAAAGUUAACAAUAAUGGUGUUUACACUCUAGCAUACUUUGUUCAAAUGGAUCCCGUCGGUUAUCAGACUGAAAUUCACAACCGACUGCAAGGAUCAGGAAGUCUAGACCGACGUGUUUAUAGGGAAGGCGUGUCCCUGUUUGAGGAAUUAAAAUCUGCUGAGAUAAACUCUCACUUGAAUUCUACUGAUCUGAAGACAGAUGUUGUGGAAGUGCAGGUGAAUGCCUUUACAAAUAAUCUUGAUGUGGGCAAAAAAGAUCCAGCUUUGGAUCUGAAGCAGGAAUCUCCAGCUUCUACCCAGGGCAAAACGGUGACCUCCGACGUUGCCGUUGGACACAAUUCCCCCACAGCGCUCAAACUCAGAAGAGAGUCUUUCUCCAGAAGGUCCUGGUCUGAUGUAAUCACGGAUAAUGACUCAGGAACAGCACAAACACCCACCACACAGACACCGUUCACAUCUGUGGACACAUCUCCACCUCACUGGAACUCUGUGGAACGUUCUGGAGAUCUUGGACGUUUGCGUUCAAUAUCUCUAGACACGGGAUUGUCAUAUGAGGAGGAGGAUCACAGACUGCAGGGUGCAUUGUGGGCAGGAGCACAGCGAUGCUUUUACUGUGGAUCCCAGAUCAGCUAUGACAAUGGCUGGGCAAAACCUCAACCUGACCUGUCCUCCAGUCUGCCUUAUUCUCUAGAUGAGCUUGAAGAAAUGGUGAAAUGUUUGAGGAAGUUCCGGGCAGUUCUGACAGAAAUUGAAGUAAGACUAGAAGAAGAACAAGCAUCCGUGAUUGGCUCUCUGUCAGAUUCUCACAGGGAGGAAGUAGAAGAUGUUUUGAGGCUUCGAGAAGCUGUCAAACAUGAAGCCGGGACGCUUGAACAGCAGCUGUCUGAUCUGGUACAUCACUAUGAUGACAGCAUAAAAAUGAAGCUGAAUCGGCUCAUGGACGAACAGUCUCAGCUGUGCACUCAACUGCGAAUUACACCCUCUGAUACGCCCCAUUCAGAACCAACCUCAACCAGGAGUGUGGCGAUUCAGUGCUGCCUACCGCCCUUCACGUCCAGUCAACAGCGGUGUGCCCAUCAUCACUGCAGCUGUCUUGGGGCAUGUCAAGAUCCUCACCGGUUCCCCUGUCAAACCCAAUGGGAGGCCAAUUGUAAACCAGACAGGCUGGACUUUGUAGCUUUUAUUAAAAGUUUGAAAAAUUCAUUACAACAUUCAAUCAACAAUAAUUCGUUGGAAUAAGUGAUGCAGCUAUGCACCAAUGAAGACCUGUCAUCUUGUCUGCUUUUUUGGAAGUCACUAAAGUGAAUUGCUGACUUUUGAGCACAGAACUAAUAAAGAACUAUGUAUAUAAACCAUUA